Molecule: messenger RNA, 3665 nt
Organism: Ctenopharyngodon idella (grass carp)
Lineage: Eukaryota; Metazoa; Chordata; Actinopteri; Cypriniformes; Xenocyprididae
Exons: 3
Coding region: 214-1869 (551 amino acids)
Biological process (GO): regulation of DNA-templated transcription
Molecular function (GO): DNA-binding transcription factor activity, RNA polymerase II-specific; RNA polymerase II cis-regulatory region sequence-specific DNA binding
Source: RefSeq, a predicted model, not a curated record
GAUUCAUAUCCCGGAAAUACACUGCCGUCGAUGGAAAGAUGGCGUUAUGAGCAGCUCUAGACUGUAACAAAAAGUGGGGCAGUAGAGUCAAGAGACAAGAAUGAUUAACCUGCGUUUGUCGGUUCACCUAAGGACAGAAAAGGCCAAACUGACAUUAGUCAUAAAUGUAAAUUAAUACAGUUGCACACUUGGUUAUGUGAGGGCGCGCCACAGAUGGACAAAGACAGACUCGCAGCUGGUGCAUGCUCAUGGCUGGAUAUGCAUCAUUUUAUUGGGGACCUUAUGGCAGCAAGUGCUUCAGUCUCUGGUCAUCCACUGAGAGAGCAACGUACUGAGGAGGCACUGAGUUCCACAUGGCCCAAAGUAUCUCAUCCUCCUCAGUCUACCCCAUCCAGACAGAGCCAGGUGAAAAGUGCUGUUCGGUUUGGUCUGCAUUCUGAGGAAAGGGAAAGGGAGCCCAUAGAUCAUGAAAGCCAUGUUCAGCAUCGUACCUGCACAUGUCCUGGCUGCCCUCUUUCCUCAUCUUCUUCUAGUUCCUCAAUCCAGACCCUGAAACCCAGAACCAGCCCGGCCUCACAGAUCCAACCACCUUCGCCCCUACAAUCCACCCCAUCAGAGCAGGCCAAAGAGCCCAGCCCUGUCCCAGUCAGCCUGGGUUUGUGUCUAGGUUUGGGUCUCUCUCUGGAAGAGGAAAACAGAGAGCCCAGCAGCACAUCUGGUCACCCCCAGCAGGAGGACAAAGGCACUAGCACACACAGCCCAAUCCCUCAGGCAAAUCCUGAGUCCCCAGGUGCCCCACCUGUUCAGGCCUUUGCAUGUCUAUGCUGCCAUCGUGGUUUGCAAACCUGUAGCCAACUUCUACGCCAACAAAAAGACCCAGAGGCACACGUUGCCCACCAUCACUACCAUCACCACCACCAUCACUGCCCGCUCACCUCCUGCACAUCAUGUACGCUCCCCUCCUUCCCUUGCCUGUCCUGUCAGCGCACCUUCCCCACUUGCGCCGAGCUCCUGCGGCAUCAGCAGGGCCACGCUCAGCAGGAGGGCCUGCAGCAGCUCCCAUGCAUGCACUGCAAUGCCUCUUUUCCCCGGCCGUCGCAACUACUGCAGCACCAGCGAACACAGCACGCAUCCAAAACGGGCGGCUUCCUGUGCGCCGAGUGUGGGCGAGCGUUCAACUCACACAGCAAUCUGCGCAUUCACCUCAACGUGCACACUGGCGCCCGACCGUAUAGCUGCACCGACUGCGGCAAGAGUUUCAGCCAGUCUGGAGCACUUAAGAUUCAUCGCCGAAUUCACACUGGAGAGAGGCCGUACACCUGUUCUUAUUGCGGGAGGGGUUUCCCUCACCUGGCUGGGGUAAGAGCGCAUCAGCGAAUUCACACGGGAGAGAAACCAUACCGCUGCGGUCAGUGUGGAAAGUGCUUUACUCAGUCUGGGGCUCUGAAGAUCCACACUCGCAUACACACCGGCGAGAGGCCUUUCGUGUGCGGCCUCUGUGGAAAGAGCUUUUCAAACCGUUCCGGCAUCCGCUUUCAUCACCGCACGGUUCACGGGAUCGUGACGGAGCCCAACUCUGUGGGCAGGCCUAGUCUGGCUGCUUCUGCGUCAUCCACAAUUUCAGAAUUCCAGAGAAUUCAAGCCUCCAGUCUCAACCAGAUUCAUCUCCGGCAAAUGGAAGGGAAGAGUCCACCCAGUAAAGAGCAGUUAAGUGGGGAUGGGGACAAAGCAGCCCUUCCGUAUGCCUGCGAGGACUGCGGACAGCGCUUUCCAGAUGCUCCGUCUAGAAACAGACACCAGACAUUGCAACACUACUCUUCGGAAGAGAGAGAGAAGGAAGAGAUCAGCUCAGAUAAAACUAAAGAUUAGACAACAACAGCGAACAUUACUGACUCUUUGUAUUUCAAAAGAGAGGGAAGAAAAGGGCAACUUUAAUAAAUAAUGUAUUAAGUCAGGUAUUGAGCCUGAAACAUAAACAAGGCCAAGAGCUGAUGUCAGCCUCCUCACACUGACUAUCCACUUGUUAAGUCGUGACACAAGAAAUACUGUUUCUUGGUCCAAGGAAUUAUAUGUUUCAAUUGAGAAUACCAUCUCAACAGCCGUUUAUGAGCACUAUUUAUUCAUAUCACACAUUUAAGCUAAGUUUUUAAAAACUUGUGGUGUACACUACUAUCUCUGGGCACACAGCGUCUCAGGCACCAACAUUUUAACAGUUCAUAAAAGAUGAAUCACUGUCUGGCCAUCUGAGAUUUCGGUAUGGAGAUAAAGGUUAGGAUUGUGAUUGUUCAGUAGUCUGACAGCACACUAUAAGUUAGCACUGUUUGUUGUUUGCUUUUGCCAUUUCAUGAGCAUUUGGACCCAGAAAUGGUGAUGCGUGAUGUCAGAUUUAACAAGUGAAAUCUUGUUUUGGAUUCUUUUUCUUGUUAUUUGUGCCUCUAAAAAGCUAAAUUGAGACAAACUGUAUUGUGAAAUGGCACCUUAAACUUUAAAUCAGUAGCUUUGCCUAUCAGCAUAAAGGUAUUUACUUUUAAUUAUUUACGUAUACAUUACAAAACCUGGGGCCAGUUGCGUUAACAUAGCCAUUAUGUUAAGACAGUGUCUUUAAGAUGACACACUAGCAGUUUGUCAAGGGGGAGUCAGUUUUAGUUUUUGACAUCAAAUUAGGCCAAUCUACUUCUAAAGCUAGGUUUACAACUGACAAGCGACCAAUCGUAAGUCUCCAUGUCAAUAAAACCGUUCAACCAGCUUGAUUCUCCUGUCCUGAGUACGGAUUGUAAUCGUACUGUAUCAAACUGUUUGAAAUGCUACUUGUACCACUACUGGUACCACUUACAACCAUUCGGCAUGAUAGUGGAAAAGUGUUUUAUUUUAUGUUUUAGCACUUUGUAUGCAUGUGUAAGAAUUUUGUAGUUUUUCAAGGUUUUUUUUCUUCCUUUUAAUAUUUCUGUUUAGUGUUCAAACUUCUUAUACUCUUUUGAUGAUGAACUGGAUUGUUAAGAAAAUGUUCUGAUUGGAUAAUUUCUUAGGUUUUAACAUAAGGGAAAAUGUAGGCCUGAAAUAGACAGAGCAAGUUGGCUGAAGUAAUAGUGCCUUUUUUAAUGGGAAUCUUGCAAAGCACAUGCAAACCAAGACAAAUAUUUAGAUUCUGGUCAUAGCAGUCCAAAAUCAAAUAUGGCCAUCUAUUGCUACAACUGUUCUAUAAAUAUGGUUUUAAAUUAAAUGAAGCUCUUGCCAUAUUUAAAAGCAUUUCAACUUGUAGUGUGAGGAUUAAUAUUAUGACAUCAUUAGGACAUGUGAUGUACCUGCCAGGUGUUGCUUAUUGUAUAUGUGCAGGGACUGAUAAUACACAAGGCUGCCAUUUUCACAGUUGGUCAAAGGUUUGUUGUUAAAGAUAUACGUACCUCUGUAUUAUUGCUCAAAAUUAAAGUUUGGCAAAACUGUAAUGGGAAAAGUAUUGUCCAUUAUUGUUGUGUCAAUUUUGUAUCUUUAGCAUUACACCGUUGGUAUGUGAACCCUCCUUAUGUGGUGUUGUGAAAGUGGUUGGCCAGUUAUAAAGGUCAAUGAUUGUAACUCAGAACAUCAGACACUUUUCUGACAUCUGUCAGUUCAGCUCAUGUCUACAUGUCCAUUGUGUACACAACAAAAAUAAAUGUUGAUGGACCUUA